Messenger RNA from Styela clava, 6706 nucleotides. Its product is annotated as nuclear pore complex protein Nup98-Nup96-like. NCBI's taxonomy places the organism in Eukaryota, Metazoa, Chordata, Ascidiacea, Stolidobranchia, Styelidae. The record is from RefSeq and is a predicted model, not a curated record. Gene Ontology annotation, biological process: post-transcriptional tethering of RNA polymerase II gene DNA at nuclear periphery; telomere tethering at nuclear periphery; protein import into nucleus. Gene Ontology annotation, cellular component: nuclear pore cytoplasmic filaments; nuclear pore. Gene Ontology annotation, molecular function: structural constituent of nuclear pore; RNA binding.
CUGUAUUAAAGUAUUACUGUAUUAGGUGAUAACAAUAUCAAAAUAUUUUAAUCAAAACUGUGAAAGAAAAAAGUUCAAUAGUUUGAGAUUGAAAAGUCUGGAAGUCUCUGCCCGUUCUUGUGUUUCUCCACGUUUUUUAGUGUGACAGUUCAAGUGAACAAUAAUUUCUUCACAAGCCAUUUAUCAUAUAAAUGUAGAGAUGUUUGGUCAGAAGUCAGGAUUCGGAUCUUCAGGUUUUGGCUCAGGAGGGUUUGGAACCAAUAAUUCAGGUUUUGGAAGUACAAGCACAACUGGAGGGCUAUUUGGAAAUAAAUCAACUACAUCAGGUGGCUUGUUUGGCACAAGCACGCCAGCAUUUGGGGCAAAUAAAACCGGCUUCACUUUUGGAGGAGCUAGUCAGUCUUCUACAAGUGGUGGGUUGUUUGGAACUCCAACAUCUAGCAAACCUGGAGGUUUGUUUGGAACACCGGCAGCUACAGGUGGAACAAGUGCAUUUGGUGGUAAUUCUGCUUUUGGAAGUACAAGUUCAGCUUUCGGCCAGCAAAAAACUGGAGGAUUGUUUGGUAGCACAGGUGGAACAUCCUCAUUUGGAUCCACAACUACUGGAGGGGGCCUUUUUGGAUUUUCAUCUGCUCAACAGCAAAAUGGCACAGGAGCGGUUAAGUUCAACCCUCCCACAGGAACAGAUACAAUGAUGAGAUCGGGGCAGUCGUCUACUAUCAGUACAAAACAUCAAUGUAUCACUGCAAUGAAAGAAUAUGAAGCAAAAAGUUUUGAGGAACUGCGUGUUGAUGAUUACACUGCAGGAAGGAAAGGGGGUAGUGCAAAUAAAUCUGCAUUCGGGGCAAGUUCAGGAACAGGAUUCAGUUUUGGGGGAGCAACCAAUAAUACUACAACAUCUGGUGGAUUAUUUGGUCAAAAACAAACUGGCUUUGGUUCUGGAACCACUGGCGGUCUUUUUGGCUCAUCUACAAGUUCCACAGGUGGCAGUUUGUUUGGAAAUAGUGGAUUUGGAUCAACAAACACAGCUACUACUUCUGGUGCUGCUUUUGGAGGUUUUGGUCAAAAUAUGGGCGCCAAUAGUCUCUUUGGUCAAUCUAAACCUAAUGCUGGUGGAAUGUUCGGCAAUACCAACACUGGUACAACAACUGGCGGUAUGUUUGGUAACACCAGUACAAGUGGUGGCUUCGGAUCAACCGGUGGAUUUGGUGGUACCAGCGGAUUUGGUACCAAUUCUAAUAAUCUAUUUGGAAAUAAAACCGGGGUAUUUGGCACAGCCAGUACUCAAGCUGGUUCUACUGGCUUUGGUGGUGGCGGCAGUUUAUUUGGAAGCAACAACAAAACCACUACUGGUAUGUUUGGCAAUACUACUGGUGGUUUCGGAACUGGGAAUGCAUCAGGAUCAUUGUUCGGUGGAAAUAAAACAGCUGGUUUCGGAAACACCUCUGGAUCCCUCUUUGGAAACACUGGCAAUACAUCGGGAGGUUUGUUUGGAGGGGCAAAUAAAACUGGAUUCGGAACGUCAAACCUUGGAGGUGGAUUUGGAGCCUCGAACACAGGCUUUGGAAAUGCAUCUUCAGGAUUUAACUUUGGUGGAACAGGAGGUACAAAUGCUGGAUCUGGUUUUGGAAACGCAAACAAUGCCGCAGCGAACAAUCAACUCACUCUUGGGUCAUCGGGACAGUCAUCUGCUGAGAUUCAGCAACAAUUGCAGGCUUUAUUGACAGCUCCGUUUGGUGAUUCUCCCUUGUUCAAGAAUCCUGUGCUCGACCCUGCAAGAAAGAAAGAGGUUCUCAAGCCGACGAACCCUGCGGCUCAAAAAGCUGUUGUAUCACCAUUGUAUAGAGUAUCACCAGGUCCAACAACAAAAAUUAAACCCAAAGCUUUACAAGGUGGAUUAUCAAACUCACCUGCACUAGGAAAAAAUCACGAUUUGUUCGCCGGUCUUCGGGACGAAGAAGAAUCAGUCGUCAGUAACAGAAGUUUCAUUGGAAGAAAAAGUGUGAAGAAGCUGAGCAUUAAAGUGACGGCAUCUCCGCAAUGUACUUUAACAGGAAGUACGACACCUACAGGUGAAAGGUCAUCAAGUCGGGCUUCAAGUGCAUCUGGGGAGCAGCAGCAUGAAAUUAAUGGUCGUGGGCCAGGAGAAGAAACGCCUGCUGCAGAACGAAGAUCAUCUCAAGGUAGAGAUGAGAGAGAAACAAUUCCGUACAAGUUACUCUCGGAAGAAAAUGAUCAAUCAAAUUCACGACCUACACCAUCUGGACAUGCAACUAACAACAUGGAUGACACUAUGAUGGCAUUGAAUGUUCGGGCCAGGGAAUCUGACCAACAAAAGGACGGAAGAGAUCAUUUUGGAAUGACUUUAGACAAGCCAGCUCAGUCUGCUCAUGAUCCUGGUGAGACAUUUGUGAAAAAAGUUUGGUCUCCUGACACAAAGCGAAGACUUGAAGCAAUGCAACGUGAACAGGAUUCCAUGAAUGAGGAUGAUCAACAGAUAUCAACAGAACCUUCUCCAGCUCAUAUCAAGCUCACAAGAAGUGGAUACUACACAAUACCCAGUAUGGAAGAACUUGGUAAAUGUGUCAUGGAUGGACAAUGUCUUGUUACUGAUUUUACUAUUGGAAGAAAAGGUUAUGGUUCUGUCUUCUUCCCUGGCACCAUUGAUCUAUAUGGUAUUGAUCUUGAUGAAAUUGUUCAUAUAAGAAGGAAAGAAGUGAUUGUUUAUCCUGACGAUGACGAUAAACCUGCAUUGAAUGAAGGAUUAAAUAGAAAAGCAGAAGUUACUCUCGACAUGGUGUGGCCAAGUGACAAAACAACCCGAGAGCCAAUAACUGAUCCUGAACGUAUAUCUUUGAUGGGUUGGGAACAUAGAUUGGAACAAACAACAGCAAAGAUGGGAGCUCGAUUCAUAGAGUAUCGACCAGAUACAGGAUCUUGGGUGUUUCUGGUGAAUCACUUUUCCAAGUAUGGCUUGUCAGACAGUGAUGAAGAAGGCGAUGAAAACAUUGAUCCUGCCAUGAAAUUGAAACUUCUUCAACAAAAGUUAAAACAACAACAACAACAACAGAAAGGUGACGUAACAAUGAAGACUGGUUUACAGAAGCCAAAACCAGCGGCAGUAGCAGCGUUAAUUCCUAAGCAUCGCCAACCUUCUCUCGGAGGAAUUGACUUGUCUGAAGAAGAAUUUAUGGAAUCGGAAAAGAAUGCAUUUGCUGGAGAAGGUGGAGAUAUCACUACUCCAAAAAUGAUUGCUCCUAUGUCAGAAGACAAUGAUCGUAUGAUGGGUGAAUAUGACCAGAAUGAAACCGAGCGACAAAGUCCAGGUGUUAUUGAUGUUCUACCAGCUUCACAACGAAUGGCAUAUUCAAUGGAAAUAAACACACAACGUAUACAAGUGAUGAAAGCAUCAUUUUUUGGCGAUGAUGAACUAUCUGAUGGAUCUGUUGACAAUCAACAUCAAGAAGAAGUAGUUCGUUCCCCAAGACAAGUUGGAAUAAGACAAACUAAGAAUAUUUCACCUGCCAAUGUCAUAAGUCCUGGAAGAGACAUCUCAUUGUCUGUGAUGAAAUCACAGAAGACAAUUCAUGGCAUUGGGUCAACAUUAAUGAAAAGUCAAAUGUCUCCAGUUCAUCAGAUAAGAAAAGCACCAAUGAAAGCUCCACAGACUGCAAAAGCACCCACAGUUGUUUCAAUGAAAAGAUUCCCAACUUCAGUAUCGAUUAACAGAACCAUUAUUACAGGAAAGCACAGUUGUGUGGCUGACUCUGGCCUUUACAUGGGCCGAAGGUUUCGAGUUGGUUGGGGUCCGAAUUGGUCGCUUGUACACAGUGGGAUUGUUGGAGCAAGUGGAAUUGAAGUCUAUUGUGAUGAUAGUGAAUCAAGUGCAGAUUCUUUGUCAUGGAAAGGGACUGACAGUUUUUCUAUAUUUUCGGCUGACAAUAGAAAUCAGAAUGAAAAAGGAUUUCAAGUCAAAAUAGAGAAAGUACAGUGUGCUCCUCAUCUCUACAAUAAUACUGGAGAAGCAACAGAUGUUGAUGUUCAGUUCCUCAGAAGUGCUCGACUUCAUGCAGUAAUGAUCACGCCAACUCCUGCUGAAUUUACAACUUCAAAUAUUUCACAAUUAAACGCAACAGAAAAUGAAGAAUCUUUAACGUGUCCACAACUUUGUCCAUCAGAUUCUGUUAAUACGUUGAACGUAUAUGCAGAUGUUGCUAAAGAUUCUUGGCAGAAAACUGACCGAAGUCAUCCAGAUUCUGGUACUGUAUAUAUGUCUCAUUUGGCCCUUGGACUCUGCCAAGCAUUAUGGGGAAAUAUGUAUGAUUCUGAUAUGGAAGAUGAAGCAGAAGAAAAACAGGAUUGUAAUCCUUAUGUUGACAUGACGUAUAGAAAAAAUGCUGUUACGACAUGGCUCAUCGAAGCAAUCAAAGAUGAUGAUAGGAAGAUUUAUUUACGAGACACAGAUGAUGAUGAUGGGUGCUUGAGAGAAAUAUAUUUACAAAUGACAUCUGGAGAGCUCGAUAAGGCAGUUGAAACUGCACUUAAAACUGGAAACAUGAGACUUGCUUUACUGUUAGCUCAAACAAGAGGCUCACAAGUGUCAAGAGUUGCUAUAGCUAAACAAUUAAUGACAUGGGAAGAAAUGAAAGCUGAUCAACAUAUUUCAGACACUGCAAUGAAAAUCUAUUCACUGAUUGCUGGGAAAGCGGUUUGGCACUCAAGUAGAGGACGUAUCAAUGCAUGUGAGGGUCUGGAUUGGAAAAGAUGUUUUCUCAUUCAUCUGCUUUAUAUUGCACCACCUACAUCCCCUAUACAACAUGCUGUUGAAUUGUACAAUGAAGCAUGGCAGGGUAAAAGUGAAUUGGGAAAAUAUUGUGUUGCUCCAGCACCUCCUCAUAUUGAAAGAGAAUCAGAUCUUGAAGAGUUACCAACUGAACAUUCUUCCACUCACGACAUAUGUUUCCAUCUCAUACAACUAUAUUGCAACAGAUCUCACAACCUGGACAGCAUACUCAGCUCGGGCUCUUCAGUACCAUAUGCUCUUGACUUGAGAGUGUCAUGGAGAGUGUUCUGUGCUCUGCAUGUGGCUGGGUAUCAUCUCCAACUGCAACCAACAUCUCGAACUUCACUGCAUGUCGCAUUUGCUAGUCAGUUAGCAGCUCUAGACCUAUGGCAGUAUGCUGCAAUGGUUUUGAUGCAUAUUGAAAAUAGCAGAGAAAGAGAAAUUCAUGUUAAAAAUCUCCUGUCUUAUCAUUUGAUGUCAUCAACUGAUGAUGAGGAAAAGGAGGAUUUUCUCAGAAGCAGUUUGGCGAUUCCCAAUUCCUGGUUGAGUGAAGCUAAGGCUUUGCGUUCUCGUUUCUCAGAAGAUAAAUACAGAGAAGCAGAAGAGUUGGUCAAUGCACAACGAUGGAGAUGUGGACACGAUGUUAUAAUGCGACAUAUAGCUGCAGAUGCCCUCAUUGAUGACUAUCUACCAUAUUUACGUUCCUUGCUGGAACAAAUCCAAGAGGGCGACCAAGCGUCGCUUAUUCCAAACUGGGAAUUCGCAGGCAAAGUUUAUCUCGAUUACAUCAUAAUCAAUAAUAAAAUACAACAAUUACAGGAGUCUGAUAUGCCGAUGAUGGAAAAUGGUUUAGAGGAAUUACAGCAAGCAAUAACUUCGUUAUGUCAUAGAGUAGCAAGAAUAGAGACCAGAAAUGCAAGGGAUAGACUGGCUAAAGCAGAAAUGGGAAAACAAAUCCUAAAUCUUUAUCAAAUUGUUCAAUCUCUUCAACACCAGAGUGAUGACAUGUUGUCAUCGAUGCAGUACAGCGGAACUUCUUCUCUCCUUGAAGGUCACAUUGAACAGUUGCGAUUACCUGAAGAUUAUGCAAUAGAAGAGUUGAAAAUAAUGGUGCGAAAUCACCUGACUACGCAUACAUCGGGUGACGAUAUAACCAAACCGAAAUAUGUUGGUUGAAACAUGUAAAGCAUAAAAUUUAAUCAAGCAUCGUGCUAAGGCGCAUAUGUCAGGUCUUAAUGCUGUUUCAAUAGGAUAGUUGUUUGUAGCUUGUAGCAUCCUAAAAUUCAGUUUAUUUGGUAUUGCAGUCAUUACUACAAAAUGAAAAAUGCGGAAUUUUUAAAAAUCAUUUUGUUCAUAUAUUUCUUCUGCUCCUUCCAUUAUCUGUAUUUACAUACUGAAUAGUGUUGCAAUAAACUGCAAAUUCAACAACAGAAAUAUAAAAACUUCAAAGAGUAAGGCGUCGUAGCUAAUGAAUUCAUAAGAAAAAUAUCUUCUCAACAGUAUGUGAAACAGUCCAAAUUAAAAGAAUAUUUGAAAUUCUCAUUAUAUGUAAUUUGACAUGCAUUUUUACGACAUCUUGAUUAUGAAUGCGUCUUCCUCUUUGCUAUAUGUUACAAGAAUCAAUCUCCUGAAGACUAAAUAAUUCAGUUUUCUUUAUAAUUGCACCCAAGUCACUGCCACUUACUCUGUUUUUGAUUCUGAAUUAUUGUUACCUUAAUAUUUUGAGAUGUCGUACAUCAAGGUAGGAUCACAAAUCAAACUGCAUCACAAAGUUCUACUGUUGAAGUUCAUCUUAACCAUACUGACAAAAUGUUUAAAUUGUGAUUUGAGCAAAUGCAUGUUAGAUUUUCUGGCAGACAUUCCAAUAUUUUUUUCCACAGCUUUGUAUUAUAUUAAAUUUAUUCAAUUAUGACAAGCCCUUCA